CUGAGGAGAAGAGGAAGGGUCGGAUUCCUAGUCUCGCUGGGUAUUUGUUUUGAGGUUGGAAGUGGAGGGAGCGGCGAUUAUGAAAGAUUAGAAAAAAGAAGAGAGGAGAAGAUGGCUACAGGGACGAGCAGACAGUUUAAGCUGGCCAAGGAAAGCGAGCUGAGAAUAGAAGUAGGCAUGGAAACCUCACUUCGACUGCGUCUCCUCUCUGGCACUGCUGAGAUCUUUGGAACCGAGCUCCCUCCCGAAAACUGGCUCACCUUCCCCCCUCGUCACAAAUUCGCCAUUUUCACUUGGAAUGGUGCAACAAUUGAAGUAAAUGGGACUAGUGAAGUUGAAUAUGUUGCUGAUGAGACACCUAUGAUAAGCUAUGUAAAUGUCCAUGCUGUAUUGGAGGGGCGAAGGGCUCGUGCAAAAGCGUCCUCUACAAAUGGCACAGAUUCUUCUCAGGGCCCCAGGGUGAUGGUAGUAGGGCCUACUGAUUCUGGUAAAAGUAGCUUGGCAAAGAUGCUUCUUAGCUGGGCAUCUAAGCAGAGUUGGAAACCUACUUUUGUGGAUUUGGACAUUGGUCAGGGAUCUAUAACAGUUCCUGGAUGCAUUGCGGCUACUCCAAUUGAAAUGCCAAUAGAUCCAGUGGAAGGAAUACCUCUUGAAAUGCCCAUUGUUUAUUUUUUUGGGCACACGACUCCAAGUGCCAAUGCAGACCUGUAUAAAGUGCUUGUGAAGGAGCUUGCUCAAACCCUUGAGAGACAGUUUGCUGGUAAUGCUGAAGCUCGAGCUGCAGGCAUGGUAAUCAACACCAUGGGAUGGGUGGAAGGUGUUGGAUAUGAGUUGCUUCUACAUGCGAUUGACGCAUUCAAUGCAAAUGUAGUUUUGGUUUUGGGUCAGGAGAAACUUUGCAGCAUGCUAAAAGAUGUACUCAAGAGCAAGCCGAAUUUGGAUAUUGUGAAACUUCACAAAUCAGGAGGUGUGGUUCCAAGAAAUACUAAGUUCCGCCAGAAGGCCAGAAGCUAUAGGAUAAGGGAAUACUUUUACGGUCUGGUGAAUGAUCUCUCUCCUCAUUCCAAUGUCGCAAACUUCAGUGAUGUUUUUCUUUUCAAAAUUGGUGGUGGGCCACAGGCACCACGUUCAGCUCUUCCCAUUGGUGCAGAGCCUGCUGCAGAUCCUACACGGCUAGUACCUGUGAAUAUUAACCGUGACUUGCUCCAUUUAGUUCUGGCUGUUUCAUAUGCCAAGGAACCCGAUCAAGUUAUUUCCAGUAAUGUUGCUGGGUUCAUCUACAUCACAGACAUCGACGUCCAGAGGAAGAAGAUCACGUAUGUUGCGCCGUGCCCUGGUGAUCUCCCAAGCAGGUUUUUGAUAGUUGGAACCUUGACGUGGCUGGAAACCUAGGAAUGAAAUGUGGAGGUCUGAAUGUGCAUCUUUCAUGCAACAUUACCAGUUUGGUUUGAAGGGGUGAGUGAUGGUGUGCCUUACGUGCCAAGCUAGAGAUGCUAGAUGGGAUCAGAUGUGCAAUAUUUUGGUAUCCGGUGUUGUUCUUUUGACAUUUUAACCUUUAGUCAUUACAGUAGCUUCUUUUGCAUACUAAGCAUGUAGUAUUUGUGUUCCCUUUCCAAAUUGUUAGAGGCUCAUUGUCAUAUUUUCAAUGGACCACAGAUGUGUCGGAAUCCACAAGCUAUGUAAUAUUGCAUGAGUUUCACUCCCAA
Molecule: messenger RNA, 1706 nt
Organism: Magnolia sinica
Lineage: Eukaryota; Viridiplantae; Streptophyta; Magnoliopsida; Magnoliales; Magnoliaceae
Product: protein CLP1 homolog
Exons: 10
Coding region: 112-1392 (426 amino acids)
Biological process (GO): tRNA splicing, via endonucleolytic cleavage and ligation
Cellular component (GO): nucleus; mRNA cleavage factor complex
Molecular function (GO): polynucleotide 5'-hydroxyl-kinase activity
Source: RefSeq, a predicted model, not a curated record